Onychomys torridus (southern grasshopper mouse) is the source of this 1317-nucleotide messenger RNA. RefSeq names its product killer cell immunoglobulin-like receptor 3DL1. The transcript has 7 exons. NCBI's taxonomy places the organism in Eukaryota, Metazoa, Chordata, Mammalia, Rodentia, Cricetidae. The record is from RefSeq and is a predicted model, not a curated record.
AUGGCGAUGGUGAGCAGAGAGAAAAUGCGAGCCAACCAGCCAGCCAGGGACCAGCUAGAGAAGGGCCAACUAGUCAGAGGUGAUCAAGACAAGCCUUCACUCUCUGCCUGGCCAAGCCAUGUGGUUCCUCAGGGACAUCAUGUGGAAUUUCAAUGUGACUAUCAUAGUGACUAUUAUAUAUUCAAGUUGUACAAAGAACAUAGUAACCUUAUCUCUCAGAUCCAUGGAAGAUCAUUCACAGGGAAAUUUGUCUUGGGUCCUGUGACACCAGCAUAUGCAGGAACAUACAGAUGCUAUGGUUUUAAUUAUCAAUCCCCUAAUGAAACUUCUGCAUACAGUGACCCUCUGAAGAUCAUAAUUUCAGGAAUCUACAGUAAGCCUGUCCUGUUGGCCUUACAAACUCCCCUGGUGAAUUUAGGAGCGAAGGUGAUACUGGCGUGUCAAUCACAGAUUAUGUUUGAAACCUUCAUUUUGACUUCACACAGAAAAGGAACAAUCAAGGACUCUCUCCAGCUUUCUGCAGAACAUCAUCUUGGGGGUUCCCAGGCCAACUUCAAAAUAGGUCCUGUGACACCUGACCAUGCUGGGACGUACACAUGCUAUGGUUCUUACAGUCACUCACCAUAUGAGUGGUCAGACUCUAGUGACCCCAUUGACAUAAAGAUCACAGGUUUGUACAAGAAACCUUCUCUGUCAGCCCUGAUGGGCCCUGUGGUGAUGUCAGGAGAGAACAUGACCUUGUCCUGCACCUCUGACUAUCAGUUUGACAUGUUCCAUCUGUCCAGGGAUGAAGUGCCUCAGGGGCAUGGGCUGCCUGAAUUUCAGAGUAACAAUAGGACAUUCCAGGCCAACUUCCAUCUUGGUCCUGUGAUGCAGACAGGCAACUAUAGAUGCUAUGGCUCUUUCAGUAACUCAUCCCAUGUAUGGUCAUCUGCAAGUGACCCAUUGUACCUUCCUGUCACAGAUAACCACUGGAACAUGUAUAUUCUGAUUGGGCUGUCAGUGACCAUGAUCCUUGUUGUCCUCCUCCUCAUCACCCUUCGUUACUUGCUUAUUAUGUGAGUUUAAUUACAUCCAUCACCUAAAAAUGCAGCCAUUAUGGACCAAGAGUCUGAAGUGAGAGCAACACUGAACAGACAGGACCCUGAAAGACAAGAAGUGAUGGAAGUGACAUAUUUAAAAUUUGAUAAGAUGAUCUUUAAACAAGAACUGACCACUCCCAAUUCCCAGGGUCCCACGGAAUUUUCCACAGAUCCCAGUGUGUACAUGGAAGCCAGAAAAAAUGAUAAACUGAAAAGAUUGUCUGUACCCACAUGA